CCUUCUGCAGACACUGUGACUGAUGAGAGUUAAAGGCCAUGGAUGAAGAUGGGCUUGAAUUGCAGCCACAUGAGCCAAAUGCAUUUUUUGAUCCAACAGGAGCUGAUGCAGGACAUAUGGAUGGAGAUCAAAUUGUUGUGGAAGUACAGGAAACAGUAUUUGUUUCAGAUGUAGUCGACUCAGAUAUAACCGUGCAUAAUUUUGUUCCUGAUGAUCCAGAUUCUGUAGUAAUCCAAGAUGUCAUUGAGGAUGUUGUUAUUGAGGAUGUUCAGUGCCCAGAUAUCAUGGAGGAGCCAGACGUUUCUGAAACUGUCAUUAUUCCUGAACAAGUGCUGGACACAGACGUAGCUGAAGAGGUUUCUUUGGCUCAUUGCACUGUCCCAGAUGAUGUUUUAGCUUCUGACAUAACAGCAGAAGCAAUGUCUAUACCAGAACAUGUACUGACAAGUGAGUCAAUGCAUGUACCUGAAGUUGGACAUGUAGAACAUGUAGUUCACGAUAACGUUGAAGAAGCAGAUAUUGUCACUGAUACUCUGGGAACAGAUGUUGUUUCUGAAGAAGUCUUAGUGGCAGACUGUGCAUCAGAGGCAGUGAUUGAUGCCAAUGGAAUCCCUGUGGAACAUCAAGAGGAGAAGGGCAACUGUGAAGAUUACCUUAUGAUUUCCUUGGAUGAUGCUGGUAAGAUAGAACACGAAGGUUCUGCUGAAAUUACCAUGGAAGCAGAGUCAGAAAGUGGCUCGUGUAAAGUGGAUGGCAUUUGUCCAGAAGUCAUCAAGGUCUAUAUAUUCAAAGCAGAUCCUGGAGAAGAUGAUUUAGGGGGCACAGUAGACAUUGUCGAGAGCGAGCCAGAGAAUGACCACGCAGUUGGAUUACUUGAUCAAAAUAGCAGUAUUCGUAUUCCAAGGGAGAAAAUGGUUUACAUGACUGUAAAUGAUUCUCAGCAUGAAGAUGAAGACUUAAAUGUUGCAGAAAUAGCUGAUGAGGUUUAUAUGGAAGUGAUUGUAGGAGAGGAGGAUGCAGCAGUGGCCCAUGAACAGCAGAUUGAUGACACUGAAAUUAAAACUUUCAUGCCCAUAGCUUGGGCAGCAGCUUAUGGUAAUAAUAAUGAUGGCAUUGAAAGUCGGAAUGGCACUGCAAGUGCUCUUUUGCACAUAGAUGAGUCUGCUGGACUUGGGAGACUGGCUAAGCAAAAACCAAAGAAAAAAAGGAGACCUGAGUCUAGGCAGUAUCAAACAGCAAUAAUCAUUGGCCCUGAUGGUCAUCCAUUGACAGUCUACCCCUGCAUGAUUUGUGGAAAGAAAUUUAAAUCUAGAGGUUUCUUGAAAAGGCACAUGAAAAACCACCCAGAGCACCUUCUUACUAAGAAGAAAUACAGAUGCACAGACUGUGAUUACACUACGAAUAAAAAAAUAAGUUUACAUAACCACUUGGAGAGUCAUAAGCUGACCAACAAAACAGAAAAGCUUAUUGAGUGUGAUGAGUGUGGGAAAAGCUUCUCUCAUGCAGGAACUUUAUUUACUCACAAGAUGGUGCACAGGGACAAAGGAGUUAACAAAAUGCACAAGUGCAAAUUCUGCGAUUAUGAGACAGCAGAACAAGGAUUACUGAGUCAUCACCUUUUAGCUGUCCACAGCAAGAACUUUCCUCAUAUUUGUGUGGAGUGUGGCAAAGGAUUUCGCCAUCCAUCGGAGCUCAAGAAGCACAUGCGAAUCCACACUGGUGAAAAACCGUACCAGUGCCAAUAUUGCGAAUACCGAUCUGCCGACUCUUCCAAUUUGAAAACUCACGUAAAGACUAAACACAGUAAGGAAACACCAUUCAAAUGUGAUAUUUGUUUCCAGACUUUUUCAGAUACCAAAGAGCUACAGCAGCAUACGCUUAUGCAUCAAGAAAGUAAAACACAUCAGUGUUUGCAUUGUGACCACAAGAGCUCAAACUCGAGUGAUCUGAAACGACACAUAAUUUCAGUCCACACAAAAGACUAUCCUCAUAAGUGUGAUAUGUGUGAUAAAGGCUUUCAUAGGCCUUCGGAACUGAAAAAACAUGUGGCGGCUCACAAGGGUAAAAAAUUGCACCAAUGCAGACAUUGUGACUUUAAGAUUGCAGACCCUUUCAUUCUGAGUCGCCACAUACUCUCAGUUCACACAAAGGAUCUUCCGUUCAGGUGCAAGAGAUGUAGAAAGGGCUUUAGGCAACAAAACGAGCUGAAAAAACACAUGAAAACACACAGUGGCAGGAAAGUUUAUCAAUGUGAGUACUGUGAGUAUAGCACUACAGACGCCUCAGGCUUCAAACGGCAUGUUAUUUCCAUUCAUACAAAAGACUACCCUCACCGUUGUGAGUAUUGCAAGAAAGGGUUCCGAAGGCCUUCAGAGAAGAACCAGCACAUUAUGCGGCAUCAUAAAGAUGUUGGUCUGCCUUAAAGUCUCUUUCACAGACUUACGGCUGGAAUUAUAAAGGAAUUUUGCCUUUCGGGCAGUUAGCUUAUUUUAAAGCCAAUCACUUGCGAUCACACACACACAAAAAAAAAAACAACAAAAAAAACAUACUGUGCAUUUGAUUUGUUGCUGUAUAAAAAUAGGAUUAUUGCUUCUAGUUGACUUUUAUACCUUUUGUUCAAUAGCGUGUUCUGAAUUCUAUUCAGUUUGUUUAAUAAAUGAAGAAAAGAUGGCAACAAUAAAGUUGCAUUUAAUAAAGUAAACUCUGUCUCUUACUGAAUUUUUCAACCGUAAUAGUUUAUUUAAGUAUAUUUAUCUUACUGACCUCGUUAAUACUCACAGUGUCCAUGUUAAUGCAUCUUUGUCGUGAAUUUUAAAAAGAUUAAAUUUCUCUUGAUAAAAUUGUCAGAGAUGUGCAUAAAAUGGGGAAUUGUGAUGUUGAAGAUGAAGUCGGUAGGGCUCACCUGAUUGUCUUGUUUUGACUAUACAGACUUUGUGGCAGGUUAACUAUUGUCCGUUUGAGGAGUUACACGUCUAACUUUAUUGCAGAGAACUAUUCUGCGUUUUAAUUCAGGUUUCAGAGGAAAAUUUUUAAAAAGUGGUUUGGGGCAUUUGUUACCUCUGUUUGGCAAAUUCUAAAGUACGCUCAAAUGUUAUGUUGUUGUUCUGUGCUUCUUUGUCUUUGAAAGGUUUUGCGUCUUACAAAUGAGUUGGGUUUUUUUCAAUUUACUGCUGUCUUAAUGUUGGAACGUAAAAUACUGUUGUUCCAUUUGCAGAGUUAAUAGAUCACAACUGUCUGUACGUGCUGGUAAACGUACUUCAAACCUACUGCUUUUAUGUAUAUUAGUGUUUCUUUGAAAGAACAGUUUGUGUUUGAGUCAUGUUUUUAUUGUGAGUUGUUUUAGAAUAAAAUUU
Phaethon lepturus (White-tailed tropicbird) is the source of this 3353-nucleotide messenger RNA. RefSeq names its product zinc finger X-chromosomal protein. Gene Ontology annotation, biological process: regulation of DNA-templated transcription. The record is from RefSeq and is a predicted model, not a curated record. Gene Ontology annotation, molecular function: DNA-binding transcription factor activity, RNA polymerase II-specific; metal ion binding; RNA polymerase II cis-regulatory region sequence-specific DNA binding. The transcript has 7 exons. Gene Ontology annotation, cellular component: nucleus. The coding region runs from base 39 to 2423 and encodes 794 amino acids. Lineage: Eukaryota; Metazoa; Chordata; Aves; Phaethontiformes; Phaethontidae.